GGCUACGACUGAACGAGGGUGGGAGGUGGCGCGAGAGCGAGGUGUGCGUGCAUGACAUAAACGUUGGAGGGUCCUGAGGGGAUGGUUCAAACACCAAAAAGGAGUUGAGCAAAAGGGAGACCAACAGUGAACCAUCACCUCCUGGCUGUCAGCCGUGAGUAACAAAGACCAGAGUAGUGCAGCUGUAAGAGGGGGGUUUGGCAACGCAAGCUGUGCAGGAAUAUUGCACCAGACAUUAUAGCCUACUUUUCUCAAAUUGCAUGCGCUAGUAUGUCUUCUUCGGUUGUAAGAGAAGCUUAAGUUGAUUGUCUUGGUGCUAAUUCUCUGAUAAGGAAGUCAUGAACAGGGAAAAGGUUCAGGUGGGAGACGUCUCAGUUGCUGCUCCGCCGGCGUCCGGUGUGACUGCCCAAACAGCUGUGAUCGUCGUGGCCGCUCCGGAAAGCAUGGACAAUCACGGCGAGAAGCGGCUCUCUGCCAACGCACUGUCGGUGUUUUCCUGCCCCGGGGGUAGAGACAUACUGCAAGCGGACAGUCGAAACAACUCUCCACGUCAAGAGCCGGCUCCGGUAGCAAUGCCAAUGCUUCACCGGACCACUUCAUUUUCGGUUUUGGACAUUUUGGACCCAAAUAAAUUUACGAGCAAAAAGCCAAAUCCUAACCGGACAGGCAGCGAAUUCGCCUUCGGGACAGAGAACCGUGGAGGUGAUGACUCGAAUCAUGAUGUAGAGCAGAAGUCUUAUGCAGAUGACUAUGACACAUGUCAAAAAUCUACAGGACUAAAGGAGGGGUUCAUGUGUGCCUACAGAUCCGAAGAAUGCGAGAAUGAUUUCAAAAGAGGCUCCCACUCUGACAGCGAGAUGCAGGAUGACGUGUGUAGUGAGGAGAGCAGCAGCGCACUAACUGGAAACGCGGAGGGGGAACUGGGACACCAUGAUGACGACGACCAGGCGAGCAAGAGCCCAAGAAGUCCUGGUGGACAGCAAACUCAACAGUCAGGGUCGAAUGGACAAAGUAAUCAAGGAAAGCCGAAGAGAAAGCGCUCUGGCUCCGAUUCAAAGUCGGGUAAGCCCCGAAGGGCCCGGACAGCAUUCACUUACGAACAACUUGUUGCACUGGAGAACAAAUUCAAGUCCACCCGAUACCUCUCUGUGUGUGAGAGGCUCAAUUUGGCACUGUCACUCAGUUUGACUGAAACUCAAGUCAAAAUCUGGUUCCAGAACCGACGGACCAAGUGGAAGAAACAAAACCCUGGCGCAGAUACCAGCGCCCCGACGGGCGGUGGCCAGAACGGCCAGAGCAAUGGACUAGGAAGCCUGAGUCCACUCAGCUCGUCUCCUCCCAUGAGCCAUCUGUCAAUGCACACGGGCUACCCAGGUCACGGACCAGGCGGGCUAGUCUGCACCACCCAAUUACCCUUUCUGCCAAGUCAUGCGGUACUGUCACCUUUCAUGUUAGGAUCUCAGACUUACGGAGCGCCUGCGUUUUACACUUCUCACCUGUAAAGAUAUGGAGAUACGUAUAGAGUUUUGCGCCCAAACAUCAUGUUUUCGGAGGCGUCUAAAAUUCACCGAUAUUAUCAAAAUAAUUGACUCCAAUGAGAUAAGAAUUUAAUAACCAUAUUAAACGUAUGGUUUUAGAGAACUAAAGACAUGCCCUUAACUAAAGACUUCUUAAAUGCACUUGAUGCUGUAGAUGGGAAGAACUCUGAACAUUUCAUGUUGUUGUUUCGUCAAGGACAAGUGCUCGAAGAAAAUCAACCUUUACCAAGGAAAGAAGAUUUUGUUGUAUUUGACUUUUGAUUUCAUUUUGAUAGUAUGCGAAUACUCGGGGUCAAAAUGUACAUACAGAUGUUGGCAAAUAUAUGUCUAGCUUUUAAUUUCGAAUGCAGUUCAUACAUAUUAGAGUUGAAAAAAUAGGCCUACAUGAUGUAUAUAAAUAUCGUUCAUUUACAUCUGGAAUGGCUUGACAUAUUGUAAUUACUGUGUAACUAAACUGUGAAAGUUUAAUAUGAUUAUUUUCAUAAGUUUUCCCUAUUCAUUUAUUAUAUAGGCCUAUAGUUAAUCUACCUGAGAAUAUUUGGCUCCAAUGAAUGCUCAUUUCAUCUGGACUCGUCUUUUAUAGUAUAAGACAAAGUAAAAUAAAACAAUAGGCUAUCAUUUACUAACGAAUAAGCUACUUUAAUACGAAUAUUAAAUAGAUUAAAUCUUUCUUAGUCGAUUUUUUUCUCUCUCCCCUUUCCACCAAAUUAAAGGACAUUUUGGAACUGAA
Oncorhynchus kisutch (coho salmon) is the source of this 2268-nucleotide messenger RNA. RefSeq names its product NK1 transcription factor related 2-like,b (gene nkx1-2b). Gene Ontology annotation, biological process: cell differentiation; regulation of transcription by RNA polymerase II. Lineage: Eukaryota; Metazoa; Chordata; Actinopteri; Salmoniformes; Salmonidae. Gene Ontology annotation, cellular component: nucleus. The coding region runs from base 339 to 1502 and encodes 387 amino acids. Gene Ontology annotation, molecular function: RNA polymerase II cis-regulatory region sequence-specific DNA binding; DNA-binding transcription factor activity, RNA polymerase II-specific. The record is from RefSeq and is a predicted model, not a curated record. The transcript has 2 exons.